CCAUGAGGACGGCCGUGCCCCACAGCCGACUCGACGGGGACGCAUUCGCUCUACACCACGUACCACGGCUACGAGGUGAUGUUCCACGUCAGCACCAUGCUGCCCUUCACCCCCACCAACCCCCAGCAGCUCCUGCGGAAGCGGCACAUCGGGAACGACAUCGUCACCAUCGUCUUCCAGGAGCCUGGGGCGCUGCCCUUCUCCCCCCGCGCCAUCCGCUCCCACUUCCAGCACGUCUUCAUCGUCGUGCGAGUGCACCAGCCCUGCACGCCCCACACGUCCUACAGCGUGGCAGUGACCCGCUCGGACGACACCCCCCCCUUCGGCCCCCCCAUCGCCGUGGGGCAGCGCUUCCCCCGAGGCCCCCAACUCCGCCAUUUCCUUUUGGCCAAAGCCAUCAACGGUGAAAACGCCGCCUCCCGGGGGGGCCGCCUGGGGGCCAUGGCCGCCCGCACCCGCCACCAGUACCUCCGCGAACUCGCCCGCUCCCACGCCAACGGACCCCCCCCCGCAGCCCCCACCCGCGGCCUCCCGGUCCUGGGGGUCCGCCGGAGGGCGGGGGUCACCGCGGGGGGCGACGCGGUGGUCGGGGGGGCGUUGGUGUGGGGGGCGAAGGCGUGGGUCGGGGGGGAGGGGGGAGAGGAGACGGCGUGUUUGUUGGGGGUGGCGGCGGAGAGGGUGGUCCUGGUGACCCCCCAGGAGGGGCGGGUGCUGCUGAGCGCUGCGUGCAGGGACGUCCUGGGCUGGGCCUACGUGGAUGGAGGAGUCGAGAUCUUCUAUGGGGCGGGGGAGAGCGUGGGGCUGAGGCUGCCCCAUGGAGAAGCCGAGCAGGUGGUGGCCAGGCUGCAGGCAGUGACCCGUGGCUGUGAGGUCCUGGAGCUGUCGCUGCCCCGCGGUGCCGGCGGCCGCCUGGGCUUCCGGAUCUCCGGCGACGGCGUGGUGACGGCGGUGCAGCGCUUCUCCUUCGCCGAGGUGGCCGGGCUGCGGCGGGGGGCUCGAGUGCUGCGGGUGGCUCACAGCCCCCUCCCCAAAAUCAGCACGCGGCAGCUGCGGGCGCUGCUGAGGGGACCCAAAGCCGCCCUCACCAUUCUGCCCCCUGACCGAGAUGGGAGGCCUCGGAGGUGGGGGUCGGGGGGGGGG
This is a messenger RNA of Phasianus colchicus (ring-necked pheasant), 1140 nucleotides long. Lineage: Eukaryota; Metazoa; Chordata; Aves; Galliformes; Phasianidae. The record is from RefSeq and is a predicted model, not a curated record.